This is a messenger RNA of Filobasidium floriforme, 4208 nucleotides long. RefSeq lists its product as uncharacterized. NCBI's taxonomy places the organism in Eukaryota, Fungi, Basidiomycota, Tremellomycetes, Filobasidiales, Filobasidiaceae. Bases 244 to 4032 code for a protein of 1262 amino acids. The record is from RefSeq and is a predicted model, not a curated record. The transcript is spliced from 3 exons.
CACAAGGUAGUCCGUCUUAUUAUCGCUAUCUCGUAGACGUACCCGAGACGGCCGUCGAAACGCGCUCAAAAGCUCGUCAAACCAUCGCCGGACGACCUCUUCAUCAGACGAAGGCACAACAAGGAGUACGAACAUUAGCGAUCCGGACCAACGAUUCUCCUGGUCAACCACUACGUUCUUGCUCAACGGGGUCAAUAGCAGGAAGAAUCACCCAGUAGGAAAGUUGAAGGAGUGCUCUAAGAGAUGAGUUCCAUGAAAUCAACCCCAACCGAAAACUGGGACGACGAUUUCCUCUUCCAACUCACCCCCUCGAAAUCUAGAUCUAAACCUCGGUCGAGUUCCAAAUCUAGACCGGUACCUCCUAGGAGGUUUACCGAACAGCCUAAUGGGUCACCUUCUAGGCUAUAUGACAAGGGGCAAGAUGAAGAGGGUCUUGAUGGGCUGUUCUCCAGCCGGGGUCGGGACGAGAAAAGGGGUACGGAGCGACAUUCCGACCACGAUGGCCAGGGCGAGGAGGAAGAGGAAGAGGAGGAUUGGGAUGUGGAACUAGAAAUCGAUUCUCCCUCACCCGCUCCGGAAUUCGAAACAGCUCCGGUGUAUCAGAAUGCUGGUUCGACGUGGGGGUCUACUCUUCUGCCUCCCCUUCCGACAGCAGCAGCACAGAUAGGGAUGAGGAAGAACGUUUCGCAGUCCGACCUCCCUUCUAAUCUCGCUGCGGGACCAAAUCCACUUCAAGAGGAAUACGAAAACGGCAAGACUUCAACUUCGCCGAACAAGGAUAAGAAGAAGGAAUACCGGAAGAGUUAUCACGGACAAGCUUCUUCGAGAGUCGUCCCCCCGGUUGACAGUCUACCGGUCCCUUCGGCUGUCCGGAAUUCGCAUACUCAACUACAUCCUCAAUCUCAGCAACAGCAACACCAACAACAUCAUCCUCCUAGUGCCUUCAACCGUCCGAAAUCUAAUUCCACCUCAUACCCCACCUUACCUUCCCCCUCACCCGAAACUCCUACGGGCACCUCAUCGAAAACCGGGAACGGGGACUUCAAAAAGGGUACGGUUGUACCGGGAAAGGGGAAGAGUAAAGGGAUGAUGGAGCGGGUGGCGAAUCUGCAUAGGAGGUUUAGUUCGACUUCCACGCCACCGUCUGCAGCGGUUGGGUCUGGGGCGGGGUCGGGGAGGCCGGGAUUGAGAGUGCAGACAAGUUCGAAUUCGAACACGGGUACGGGUAUGGGGAGGUCGAACGGGCCGAUCAGCCCGCCUUUACCUGUCCCUCCACCUCAGAGGACCAGUUCGAGAACUAGUAACGGGAAUGGCAAUGGAAAUGCCGGUCGACCGGAUAUGCCGAUGAGGAUCGUAACCUCUCAAAGCGCACAAUCGAUCCACUCCGUCAUCUCCGGUUCUACUUCCGCCUCUUCCCACCUAGGCCUCGGAAUGGGAGUGGGAGUGGGAGUUGGCGCUGGAACGGUGGUAGUGGAUGGACUGCCUGGAUCUAGGCGUCCGUCAGGCGCUUCUAUCACUUCCUCUACAGUGGCGGGAACAAGAAACAGAAGUCCUCAUCUCGAUGUCGGGUCAGGAGGACAGACUUCGCCGAGCCUGGUCAGCGUUGGGUUUCACUUGCCUAGUCCUAGCCCCGCUUCGCCUUAUUAUCAACAACAACGACAAUUCCUUCAGGAGAGGAAUGGGGAGAUGGAAGAGGUUAUUUCAGAGGAUGCACAGAAGACGCCUAAGGGCGCAACAUCCACCAGAGGGAUCAACGGGACUGAUGGCAGGAAAGCUUCGGGCGGAGAGGAGGAGAGGCAUGUCUCUGGUGCUAGUCAGAGUAGCCGAGGGACCACGGGCACGAUUGGGACUGCACAAACGGUGUUUAUGAUGGAUCACAUGGAGCAGGAGGUCGAUAGGCUCGACGCGGACCGGAUGAGAGGAUUCAAGAUGGGAGGCGCUCGGGUCGAACCAGAUCGACCUUCAAUUGAACGAGGUCAUUCCGGUGAUAAGACGCUUCCACCCGCCGUCCUCCCGCUUCCUCUGGACAAGAAACGCAAGUCAACGCUGAAACGCCUUAGUAGUUUGAGUAAGCGGCACGGGAGAAAGGUCUCGGAUGGAUGGAGGUUCGUCAGCGGGUCAUCUAAUUCGAGUGUCGAACGCAAGUCGUUUGAGGGGCAGCAAGUGGUCACGCCGAGGACGGCACCGGUAUCGUUUGCCAUGCAACAACAACAGCAACAUGUAGCCUCGCCCCCUUUGCCGCCAUUAGGGUCGGCCUUUCGAUUGGCAUCGCCGGUGGAUCUGGGGAAUCCGCCCUCUUCGGUACGGAGCAUGAAACAGACCCCAUCAACCACCAGCUCUCGCGUGUCGAGUGACCCACAAGUCCUUCGAUCGGCACAAGAUGCCGACAAGUACGACGGAAGGCAGAGGAGCCCGUCUUCGGCCGGAAGGCGAGUGUCAUUGAGCGAUCUCAAGAUUCCGAGUCGAGUGGCGAGCGCGCAAAAGGGUGUCAAGGAGGACGGUACGAAGAUCCGACAGUUUUCGGCUGCUGUAAAAGAUCUUAAAGCGCUCGUAGCGCAACGUGCUGUCCUAGAAGCCAGAUUGACCCGAACACAAUCGCAAGACCGGUCAGAGACCCGGCUGAGCAUUGACCAGGACUCUGAGUUCUGGUGGACAAAGGCUCAUUUGCUGAUCACACUCGGGGAGACGGGUAACGCGUCUGAACCCGCGACGCCUGCGAUCGACGAUGAUGACGCUCUGAAGCGGGAGAGACGGAUCACGCUCGCUUCCGAUCAUACCCCUUCGCCCACGUUGGCCCAGAUCGACAUUCCCAUCCGGCGAUCCCAGACGGAACUACGACCGUUGGACUCGAACGUGCCACGAUCGGACUCUAUGCGAAGGCUCGAGCCGAUCAAGACGGUAGACUCUGGCGGGUCUAUGGGUCGGCAAGAGUUCUCGCAGCAACAGGUAGAAAUGCUGCGCAGCAUCUUGCACUCUCCGGCGGGAACGCUCGAACCGGAACAGCGAUCGGAUCGCAGGGACUAUGGGUCCACCCUGAACAAGCGAUCAUCGCGACCGCCAGCUCUGACUUCCAGGUCGACAGCCAAGGAGAAUCGACCUCUGCCUCUCGACAUCCCGUUACCUCCAACUCCCACUGGCUUGGAAAAUCCCGCGGCGCAUGGUCACGCACACCCUGGAGCUAAACUCACAAAACGGCGAGCCAGUCGAUCUGGGAUUUUCAAUCUGCGAGAUAUGUGGCGAACCACUUCAAAUUCGAAUUCCAACAUCAACUCUGAUAUGGAGAUGCCUAGGACUCCCGUGUCGCCCGUCGGGUUAGAUUACGAUCGCUCAAUGCGCGCCAAGUUGGGCUUGGGACUGCAAGCAUCUUCGGCCCGAUCGCCUAAAUCACCGGCCCGACCUGGACUUGCGGGAAUGUUCAGACGGAGUUCACAAUCCAGCGCCUUGCUGCUCGAUCCUGUACCUCCUAAUGCAAAAAGUGCUAGUCCGACCUCGACCGCUUUUCCGGCCGUGACAAGUGGCGAAAAGAAAGAAGGAGGCGUAUCAGGCAAGAUGAAGGCUCUGAGACGAAAGUCCAGCCGGGCAGUUUCCCGUCUAUCGCCCUCGCCUGGUAUGAACCCAGACGUUCCCAGCCCGAAGCUGGGCAUGUCGGACAGGUCCAGCACAUCCUCCAGCUUGAGCGAUUGGGACAAAGCGACGGGAAUCGUCUCGCCCGUCAGCCCUCGUAAAGAUUUCCUUCCUUCACCCUUCUCUCCUCCGACAAGACACAGCCCUUCGGCAUUGGAGACGGAAGAUAGAGACCGGACGAUAGGGCGAUCGGACUCCAGGAGGAUGCUAGCCAAUCUGGGAGUCAAGCCUGGAACAAGUUCUCCUAGACCUUACAAUCAGAAUCGCAAUCACGGAUCGGAUGAGCCUGCCCGGCUGGCGCUGACCCCCGAGAACCUUGGGCCGCUGUUGCAGGACGCGCGGCUGACGCUGGCCAAAUGCGAGCAGAGUUUGAGGGAGAUCGGGAUGGAAGCUGGUCGAUCUAAGUAGAUUGCGACAGAUCUGUGCCGAGUACUGUGCCGAGUAACGUAUGACGCCGGUAUGCAUAUGUGUGAUGACGCCCGUACAACUUCGAUGCGGCAUCACUGUACGUUAUGUCUGAUAGGCCUGCUACGGCUGCGCAAGCUUCUGGACUGCGCUAAAGUGAAGGUCUUGAUCAAAAUGGG